UUUCUUUCUUGUUGUUAUUUUUUUUAUAAAGAAGAAGCAGAGGAAGCAGAAAAUUCCUUUAUUUAUAUAAUAAAAUAAAAUAAAAUAAAGUAAAGUAAAAACAAGAAUAGUGCCUGCAAUGAUUUCCAAGAAUGAAAAUGACACUCAGCAGCCUCGCCGUGGGCCAGGAAGACCACGAAAGAUUCCCAGGGAAGGAGACGUGAUUGGAGUUAGUGGAAAGACUAUCGCCUCACCUGCAAAGAUACCCCGACCUACUUCCUCUACAGAUGGUCCCAGAAAGCGUGGAAGACCCCCAAAGAAAGCCACACCUCCUCAGCCUGCCUUCUUAUUGUCCUCAACCACCUCAACCUCAACAAGUCACCACAGUCAUAGUCUCCACCACCAUCCUGCAUCUAUUCUUGCCUCAAAGAAUGAUAUCCUGGACAAUCUGGACGAUGACGUGUCAGACUCUGGUCUGCACAGAAGAGGCAGGUCAUUCAAAAAGGAAACAGACACACUUGAUGAGUUUGAGAUUGAGGCACUGAGUCUUUCAUUAGUGGCCAAGGAAGUCGCACCCAUAAUCAAGAAGAGAGGCAGACCGCGUAAGCUGGACGGCAUUUCAAAGAAGCCAAAGAUCCAAACAUCCAGCGAUCAGUCCGGCACAAAAAGGGGUCCUGGAAGACCAAAGAAGAUCCAGGUUUAAACAAACAAACAAACAAACAAACAGGCAAACAGGCAACCACUACCCACCAUCACCAGCACUAGUACCAGUACCAACACUAUCACCAAGACCAAGACCAAGACCAAGACCAAGACCAAGAGCAACAUCAAUGACCAAUAGGCAGUACAAAUAACAAGAAAGAUAAAGGAUAUAAUAUCAUAUAUAUAUAUAUAAAAAUAUAUAUAAUAAAGAGAAGGAGAAGGAAAAGAAUGAAAGGGAGGGAGGGGGAGGAUUGGAUUUGAUUUGAUUUGAUUUGAUUACCCUUUUUUUUCAUUUAUUAUUUCUAUCAUUACCUUUACCUUUACCUUUACCUUUAUCAUUAACCAUUAACUUUUUCUACUUUCUAUACUUCUUCUACUUCUUCUACUUCUUCUACUUCUUCUACUUCUUCUACUUCAAUUACAUCUCCUUAUGUCUUUAUUUUAUUUUAUUCUAUCUUAUUUUUCAAGAACAAAAAACCAAAAAAAAAAAAGGAAACUCAUCUUUACACACGCACACAAGCACAAUACACAAAUACACAAAUACACAAAUAUAUAUAUAUAUAU
Molecule: messenger RNA, 1245 nt
Organism: Phycomyces blakesleeanus NRRL 1555(-)
Lineage: Eukaryota; Fungi; Mucoromycota; Mucoromycetes; Mucorales; Phycomycetaceae
Exons: 2
Coding region: 119-682 (187 amino acids)
Molecular function (GO): DNA binding
Source: RefSeq, a predicted model, not a curated record